Messenger RNA from Mytilinidion resinicola, 464 nucleotides. RefSeq lists its product as uncharacterized. Gene Ontology annotation, cellular component: cell wall. Gene Ontology annotation, molecular function: structural constituent of cell wall. The record is from RefSeq and is a predicted model, not a curated record. The transcript has 2 exons. NCBI's taxonomy places the organism in Eukaryota, Fungi, Ascomycota, Dothideomycetes, Mytilinidiales, Mytilinidiaceae. The coding region runs from base 113 to 412 and encodes 99 amino acids.
CUUCUCUUCAUCCAACAUCCACCACAGCGAGCAUCACACAGCGAUCAUCACUCUUCUCCACUGCUUCAUCACCACGUCAAGCCACCUCAGACACUGUCAGCCCUCCGUCAAGAUGAUGGCCAAGGUCACCCAGAUCACGCUCGUCCUCGCUGUCACUGCCCUCCUUGCCUCUGGAUUGCCGGCUUCUCCCGUCACGCAGAUCCUCGACGGCCAGAUCCAGGCCCCCCCAGGAGUCCCCGUCAACAUCAUCCCAGAUGGACAGCCGCAGGCUCAGCUUCCUUCCGCGAUCCCCAAAGCGCACUUAGUCGUGACAUCCAGUGCUACACCUACACCAACCCGAUCUGUGACCAAAAAGAGUUCGCGUAUCCCUGGUGGCAGCACCCCUACCCAGACAUCCACGGGCCCAGAGUGAUCGAAUUGGAUGGCAGCUGGAAUGGCAGCUUCGAGUGCAUGACAGUGUGAAC